GAACCCCACUUUGAGAACCACAGCUCUAAAGCACUUUUAUUCCUCUGUCAGCUCAUCCUGUCGGAGCUCAAACACCGGAACCAGAAUUAACUGCGUUGUGUUAAACUUGACAUCACAAGCUGUGGCUGCAGGGGAGGGAGAUGUGGCUAUUUAAAGAGGGUCAUCCAGUCCCGGAUAAAUAACAGGGGGUCCACGGCGUUGACUAACGGGCUCUAAAUGGUCUUCAUCCUACGCCGUGUGUCUGUCUCUGUCUGCUUUGUGUUUUUUAGUCCAGACUGAAGCCGCUUCACUGCUGUGACAACCAUCCGCCGACCAGAUCCAGUCCACCAGCUCUUCACCGAGGGCUAUCCUGUGUUUUAUACCAUUUGUCCUUUUUGCAGGGGGGGAGAAAAAAAAGCGUGAAAAAUGGGCAAAGAUUACUACAAAACAUUGGGGAUCUCUAAAGGCGCCACAGACGAGGACAUUAAGAAAGCUUACAGAAAACAAGCGUUGAAAUGGCAUCCGGACAAGAAUAAAUCUGCAGCCGCCGAGGAGAAAUUUAAGGAAAUCGCCGAAGCAUAUGAAGUCCUUAGUGAUCCAAAGAAAAGGGAAAUUUAUGACCAGUAUGGAGAGGAAGGUCUGAAGGGAGGAAGUGGGCCCACUGGUGACGGACAGGGCAACACCUUCACCUACACCUUCCACGGGGACCCUCACGCCACCUUCGCCACUUUCUUCGGGGGUUCAAACCCCUUCGAGAUGUUCUUCGGCCGCAAGGUCAACGGGCGAGACGACGAGGACAUGGAGGUGGACGGAAACGACCCCUUCGGUUCCUUCACCAGCUUCAACCUGAACGGGUUCCCUCGGGACGGGCACGCCGGCCUUGGAGGGCAGCAGCGCCGGAAGCAGGACCCGGCCAUCAUCCACGAACUGAGGGUCUCCCUGGAGGAGGUCUUCCACGGCUGCACCAAGAGGAUGAAAAUCUCUCGCAAAAGGCUAAACCCGGAUGGCAGGACCAUGCGCACGGAGGACAAGAUUCUCACUAUUGAGAUCAAGCGCGGCUGGAAAGAAGGAACCAAGAUCACGUUCCCACGGGAGGGAGACGAGUCGCCCAAUACCAUUCCUGCUGACAUUGUUUUCGUCAUCAAGGACAAGCCACACCCUCACUUUAGGCGGGAAGGUUCGAACAUUGUGUAUCCUGUGCGAGUGAGCUUACGACAGUCGCUGUGCGGAUGCUCGGUUACCGUGUCAACGAUAGACGGGAAGACGUGCAACAUGAAGAUCACGGACGUCAUCAAGCCCGGCCUGAGAAAGACUGUCGCCGGACAGGGUCUCCCCUUCCCCAAAAACCCAGAGCAGAGAGGAGAUCUGGUGGUGGAGUUUGACGUAAACUUUCCCGACACGUUGCCCGGCAACGCCAAGGACGUCCUCAAACGGCAUUUACCUGCUUAGGACGAAAGGACUGAGCGAGGGGGGAGGGGGGGAUAACCGCAUCAUGACAGCACUCACCCUUGUUACCAAAACACACAAGGACAGUACUGACAGCUCACAGGUGGAGCCCCUACCGACGAAUGUGCAAUUUCUAUUUUUGACCUAUUCGGUGUUUUUAUAAAUACCAUGCAUGCUGCCAAGUUGAUAUAAGUGCAAGUCAAAGACUGUUUGGGUUGUUGAUAUCUGAGACAUUUUAUGUAUGUGGACCCUUUUCCACAAUCACUUUAUCUUUUUUGUUUGUUGGAAAUAUUUGCCAGUGAAUGAGUCUACAGUUGCCAAAAAAUAAUCCUGGUGAUCCCCACCAAAAAAACAAACAAACUGCAGUGCCAAACUUUAUGUUCUCCUUUAUUCAAGUUCAUCGUCUUUCACGUUUAUCUCAUCACAAAGCUUCAGUUGAGAAUCUGUGUACAAGUUAUUUGAGAGGAAUGUGGUUCAUCGCAGUAUUUUAAAUGGACUGGAUCGUCACGUGUGCAUUUUAGACUUACAUGUGAAGAUGUUAAACUUGAAUUUUAAAAUAAAUAUUUGCACAUGAA
Messenger RNA from Thunnus maccoyii (southern bluefin tuna), 2000 nucleotides. RefSeq names its product DnaJ heat shock protein family (Hsp40) member B4 (gene dnajb4). The coding region runs from base 406 to 1428 and encodes 340 amino acids. Gene Ontology annotation, molecular function: protein-folding chaperone binding. Gene Ontology annotation, cellular component: cytosol. NCBI's taxonomy places the organism in Eukaryota, Metazoa, Chordata, Actinopteri, Scombriformes, Scombridae. The record is from RefSeq and is a predicted model, not a curated record. The transcript is spliced from 3 exons.